AUGCGCACGCAUGGUGAAUUUGAAUGGCUUUUCAGCUCACUAGCGGAGAACCCCAAGUACUGGGGAUUUAUCAUACCGCGCACAGUCGUUCGCCACGAACUCUUCUUGAAACGAAUAGUGGAGCAUCCAACACUCAGCGCUGAUGGCGAUUUGCAAUUAUUUUUGACGUUUCCAGGUCAAUUAGAAGUUCCCCAGCAGAAGAGAAAGCUUUUGAAUUUCUUCAAAGCAAUUUACAAAACUGACGAUUCUUCUCUUCUAUCAAUCGAAGAUAGCGACUUCUUCUUCGAAACGAAUAAAAACUUCGUGCUCGAUUAUCUGCCGAAACUUCAGGGAUGA
Molecule: messenger RNA, 336 nt
Organism: Oikopleura dioica
Lineage: Eukaryota; Metazoa; Chordata; Appendicularia; Copelata; Oikopleuridae
Source: the annotation of a GenBank genome assembly